Messenger RNA from Dendrobium catenatum, 1361 nucleotides. RefSeq lists its product as uncharacterized. The transcript is spliced from 9 exons. The coding region runs from base 144 to 1118 and encodes 324 amino acids. The record is from RefSeq and is a predicted model, not a curated record. NCBI's taxonomy places the organism in Eukaryota, Viridiplantae, Streptophyta, Magnoliopsida, Asparagales, Orchidaceae.
GAUGAUUAGAAUCAUGCCGGGCUGUGAUUAAAGCGCUUCAUGUUGAAGCCGGCAUGCCAACCCAGCUGAGCUGUCCUUAUGCCCUAGCAUAUGGAUCUUUUGCUACUAUCCAUCUGCGUGUGAAGCACUAAGAUCACAAGAAGAUGCCGUGUAUAAAUGGCACUCCUCGGGUGUUCUUUCUCCUCAAAGCCUUUCACGAGCAACUCUUCUUACUUGGGGGAAGCCAUUCGAUUGUUAUUACUUAUUUGGAGACCAAAGUUGUAUUGAUGGAGUCCAUAACAAAUGGGACCAAGUAUGAGUGCUUGCUUUUUGAUAUGGAUGACACCUUGUACCCCUUGAGCUCUGGCAUAAACUUGGCAUGCCGCAAGAACAUACAAGAUUACAUGCGUGAGCAUCUAAACAUUGAGGAAAGCCUAGUUCCACGAAUGUGUUUGGAUUUGUACAAGGAAUAUGGAACUACAAUGGCUGGCCUAAAGGCGCUUGGCUACAACUUCGAUGAUGAUGAAUUCCAUGAUUAUGUACAUGGAAGACUUCCUUAUGAGAUUUUGAAGCCUGAUCCAGUGUUGAAGAAUCUACUUCUAUCAAUGCCUCAGAGAAAAUUAAUAUUUACAAAUGCCGACAAAGCUCAUGUUGAAAGAGUACUUAAUAGGCUGGGACUUGAGGACUGCUUCCAUGGUGUAAUUUGCUUUGAAACGCUUAAUUCACCCGCUAGAUUUAAUGAUGAAGGCGACGAAAAUCAAGCUGCUAUUUCUUCGCUUGAUCAAAAGGAGUUGGAGGUGGUCGACAGCAACCUCACAGUGAAUAAAACUACUGGCUUUUCAAAAAUUCUCUGCAAGCCUGCACUGGAAGCAAUCGAAACUACAAUCAGAAUAGCCAAAAUUAAUCCCCAAAAAACUAUCUUCUUUGAUGAUAGUGCUCGAAACAUAGCAGCAGGGAAGGAAGCAGGUCUGAAUACUGUCAUUGUUGGAAGCUCAGAGUUGGUGCCAGGUGCGGACCAUACACUGGAGAGCAUCCAUAACAUCAAGGAAGCAUUACCUGAGAUUUGGGAAGGCGAAGAAGAGAAAGAUCUGAUGCUUACAGCAACAGCAGUGGAGCUUGAAACAGUAGUGCAAGCUUAAAUACUAGCUUUAGUUCAUUGCAUCUGCUAAUUCUUUUAACCAAAAACAUUGAAAGAAGAAAGCAGGACUAUAGCUGUGAGCUGUGACAGCACUAAUACAUGAAUUGUUAACAUAAUAUGGUAUUCUACAUUCAGGACCAAGUUGGCGUAUCAUGGCUUCAUUGUGUUCCUGAUGACCUUGUACUAAAAUUUACAGAAUUAUAUGAUAAAAUGAGUGAUCUAGUCUGCUUUUUUUAUUCUGAAA